This is a messenger RNA of Cydia fagiglandana, 2113 nucleotides long. RefSeq lists its product as uncharacterized. Lineage: Eukaryota; Metazoa; Arthropoda; Insecta; Lepidoptera; Tortricidae. Gene Ontology annotation, cellular component: neuron projection membrane. Gene Ontology annotation, biological process: synapse organization. The record is from RefSeq and is a predicted model, not a curated record. The transcript has 7 exons. The coding region runs from base 405 to 1283 and encodes 292 amino acids.
CCAAACUUGGCGCUUGGUUCGUAGCCCGUAGCACGAUCAAACUAUUGACUGAUUGGUUCAGUAGCGCGCGAGCACGCGAUCUGACUGCUUGCGUAUGUGCGUGCGCAUGUUGCGUGGCUGAUACGAUACGUGCGUAAAAGUAACUUUUUAAUAAACACUGUAGUGCUGUGAGAAAGUAGUGGUGGAUACGGUGCUUUCAGGAUUGCUCGCAGAUAACCAAAUACUGCGGUAAUGGCACAUCGGUCGGCUGGUCGUAAGCCGUGCGUGGUUACCGUGUGAGGUGCGCUCGGUGUGUACCGUGCGCGGUCGUACCGUGCGUGGUGUGUGUACCGUGCGCGGCCGUACCGUGCGUGGUGUGUGUACCGUGCGCGCCCGUACCGUGCGUGGUGUAUGUACCGUGCGCGAUGUGCGCGUGGAGGCUGCUGCUGCUUGCUGCGCUGCCGGCGCUCGUCGGUGUAGGUGCCGGCGAGGUGGUGGAAGCGGGACCUGCCUUCCUACCGACGAGAAGAUCACUCAAUGUGGCGCCGGGCGAAGAAGCGGUGCUGGCCUGCCGCAUCGCGCGACUCGGAGACAAGGCGGUCUCAUGGGUGCGGGCAAGGGAUCUCCAAAUCCUCGCACACGACGGCGCUGUGUUCUCAGCAGAUCCACGGGUCGCGGUGGGAGUGCGGACGGAGCGAGGCGUCGUGACGCACACGCUGCGCCUUGCGCGCUUGAGAGAGUCCGACGCGGGCCGAUACGAGUGCCAGCUGAAUACGGAUCCUAAGCUCAGUCAGAUUUAUAAUCUCACUGUCACAGACCGGGCAUGGCGUGGCAUCGAGGUAGAACCUCUAGGGGCAACUCGAGUCCUAGCAGCCACGGGGAGCACAGCCACUCUUGGCUGUUCAGCGCGUCUGAGACCGGCUGAGGCACCUGAUCCGCCGGCAUUGAGGGUUGUCUGGUACCAGGACGGACAACCGUUGCUACCUCAGCAGGGUGGAGUUUCGCUCGACACGGAGCGCGCGGCGGGCCUCGUGACGUCACGGCUCACGCUCGGCGCUCUCAUGCCGACCCACAGCGGUCGGUACAUCUGCCGUGUCACAGCGGACUUAGAAGAUAUAGACCCCUUCACAGAAGACAACUUGCAGGGAGAGAUGGUGUUUACGCUCGUUGUCACAGACAGUGUGGGUGAGAUGGAAGCGAUGCAACGCGACCAAUCGCCCGCGCCGUCCGCUGCCGGCAUCCUUCGCUCUGUGCCAGCUGUUGCGGCUCUUGCGGUGUUGUUCGCACUGGCUAUGCGCUGCUAACCUUCGCAGCAGAGACAACGAUCGUUCUUGUCUAACUAGCCGACAACUCGGCCCGGAUUUAGGCCCCUCUUUUCCAUCUCAAAACUUGGUCGGUUACACUAAGGCCUUGUGUAAAAACUAGGGCCUAGGCAGAAAUCCGGCCCUGCUGUCAACUCCUAUGCUCCGUCCUCAGUGCCCAGCUCCUAUAUUUCGGAGCGGAGAACCGUCGAUACUACUUUGAAUGGUGGUUUGCCUUAGUUUGCAGUUCGUAGCAAGAUGUCAAGCGGAGCGCAAAAUAUCUUACAGAUAAAAAAGAGGAGGCAUGAAAACAUUGUACUGGGGCAGGCACGACUCAAAAGAAGUCGAGAACCCCUGUAUAUUCAAUGGGCGACUGGUAGCCAGUUCACAAAACAAGGCUACUAAUUUUAUGCAGUGUUAAUGAAACUUUAAUUUGAUAAAAGACACAGUGAAACAUUACGAAUACAAAAGUGCAGUGGUUUACUGAGUAGGUAGACACGGACCUAUGGACCCUGCCUCCGUAAAUAUAAGGAAUGUCUCGAUACUAAAAGAAAUAAUUUGACCAUUUAAUUUAUUGGAGGCUUCAUUAUCUUCUUCGAUCCUACUUCAUUUUAUUUUAAGUCCCUUAUCCUUCCAACAAGUCCCUACCUAAAACCGAGUAAAAUUAAAUUGUCUCUGGUAUUUUGAAUAGUUGGAAUAAGUAUUUCCACUGAACUGUCAGUAUUUUCUUAGGUACACGACCUACAUUUAAACUAUUAGACAGAAUAUAUUCCCGAGCUCAUGGGGCUCACCUUGUAAAUAUUGUAAAUAGCAAAUAAAUGAAUAACUUCAAA